AUGGCAGACGAUUGCUCUGCCUCGGUGCCGACCCUUCCAUUGGGACCUGCUGCAUCCCUCACGGCCCCAUCUUCUGUAGAUCCAGACUCGUCUGUGCGGUCAUGGCAGAGUGGGAUUUUCUGUGAGCAACGCUCGACGACUGUGCCACCAACUGUCGCUGCUGCAGCAGCUGCUCUUGUGAGUGCUGCUCGUGUGGCGAAUGGUUCUGCUUCCACAGUUCGAAGACAGUCUGAGCUUGAAGCUCUCCGACAGAAGCAGGAGCUGGCGAUGUCACUGCUGGAGCAGCGCGGCCAGGUCACUCCUCAGCCCUCCGCUGCUUCUUUAGUUGUGCCGACUGCGUCGCUUGGCCCCCCGGACCCGUCGUCGGUUGAGGAGGCCGUUGCCAGCGCGGCCAAGGCGGCUCGUGGCUACACUGGCAAGGUCUCCUGCUCUUACGAUGAGGUUGAGCGCUGCAUCAGCGAACUGCAAGGUUUGGUGAAGGCGUGUCGUGGGCCGCUCAGCCCGCAAGAGUUGCCGCAAGAGGUAGGCCCAGCUCCUGACAACCGGUCCCGAGCCAAGCCUCACGAAGAAAGCCUCGUGCAGAAGGCGAAGAAGUCCAGUGGCGAUCAGGUUUCUUCGCCCAGUGCUGCUGCCACCCUGAAGCGUGCUCCGUCAGUACCACGUCGACAGGCGUCAGCAACGCCUCGUGCAGAGCGGCAUGAGGAGUUGUCUAGCCCUGAUGAUCUUGCAGCUCGAGCAGAAGACCCGGCCGUCAAGUCCCGCAACGAAGUGCUCCAGGCAGAGGCUGCUAGUUUAAGAGACGAGCUUCGAGAAGCCGACAAGCAGAUCAAGGUGGCGUCCCUCCAAGCUGCUACUGUGAAUGCAGAGCUUCGAGACAGACGGCACAGGCAUCAGCAAUGGGUCCGGCGCAUGCAGGAGGAGGCAACGAAGCUUCGGCGUGAGAGUCAGCGCUUGGAAAGGAGCUUUCAUCAAGCUGGUGUCGAGGAGCGUCGAAUUGCUGAGCUUGCCAAAGCCCAACCAGAAAUAUCCGCGGAGAAGCUCCGACUGCUUGAGGCCAACUGCGACCGACUCCAGGUUGAGAAUCAGCGAUUAGAGCGAGAGCUUGCAGCAGGACAGACAGAGCUUUCCAACGUCAGAGAUGUGGUUACAAGCGCAGGAGGGCACCGUGCACUCUCGCUGCAAAGGGGCACCUCUUCAUGUUCCGCCCCGAAACUGAGCUGUAGCUCGUCCACAACACCUCCCACCCCUUGUGCGGACGUCGUGAGGACACUGGAGCACGACAGCAGCCUGCCUCAGCUGAGACCCCGAUUUCGUGGGUAG
Messenger RNA from Symbiodinium natans, 1320 nucleotides. The record is from the annotation of a GenBank genome assembly. NCBI's taxonomy places the organism in Eukaryota, Dinophyceae, Suessiales, Symbiodiniaceae.